CAGGGAUCUGCGAGAUAUGGUCAAGACUCAAGACCUUCCAGCUCGGGAAGGCCAGCACAGAAAGUUCCACGGCCGUGGCAGACUAGUUAUUUCUGUGAAUCAGUGUCAGUCGUGAGCCGUUAAAGUCUUUGUAAUACCCCGCUCACCAUCAUGUCCGUCAAACCGAUCACAUCUCAUAGCCAGUUCAUUUCCAUCGUGAUGGAAGAGGGAAAGACUGUCAUCGUAGAUUUCGUAUCCGAAAGGUGUCCUCAUUGCAAAGCAAUCGCCCCCACCUUUGAUGAGCUCGCAAACAAGUUCUCGUCGGACAAGAUCGAAUUUUACGUUAUUGACGCCGAAAAAGUCGACGAUGUCAGCUUCGAAGUUGGUGGCAUAACGAGCUAUCCUACAUUCAUCGCAUUUAAGGACGGUAAUAAGAUGGAGGAAUCCACGUUUGGUGCUGCUCGCGAGAGGCUGCAGAAAUUCGUGGAGAAAUACUGUUCAUCUUGAAGCUACAUUUUUUUUCGCAGAACAAGGACAGUUCUGACUGUUCGGGAAACGACUUUCAUUGAUUGGUCGGACACGUUGAUGACUUUACUUACCUUACCUCCAUGUCUACGAUUCUACGACCUCUAUGGAGUUUGUAGAUUGUACCUGU
Messenger RNA from Suillus plorans, 634 nucleotides. Its product is annotated as thioredoxin-like protein. Lineage: Eukaryota; Fungi; Basidiomycota; Agaricomycetes; Boletales; Suillaceae. The coding region runs from base 151 to 486 and encodes 111 amino acids. The record is from RefSeq and is a predicted model, not a curated record. The transcript has 4 exons.